AUGGCUGCCGAUGAUCUUUCAAAUACCUCAACAAAUCGAUUAAGGGCUUUGCAGUAUAAUGAGAAGGUUGCUUCCCUAAACAAACAGUUCAUUAAACAACUCCAGAAAUGGAUGGAGCAAACCCCUCAUUAUGAUUUCACUGAUACCGUUAAAUCUUAUAUGGAACAUAUAAAUCACCUUUCUAAACUUUACUCAAUUAAUCAACAUGCCACAGCCGACAACAAACCUGUUAGAAGCAUUGCCAAAGCCAGAAGAAGACUAAACAGAGACUCCGUUGAUGCUGGCGAUGAGGAGGAUAAAACUAUUCCAAACAUCUCAACUCCUGCAGUUGACCCUCCACGACGCAGCAUGGCUUUCGGAAAUGUCUCUGAAAUUUUCGAUGCCAACGCUACGCCAACUGUAUCUUCAGCUCCAACUCCAUCCACAACCAGAGGUAAACGCGCUAUCCGUGGUGGAGGACUUCUUGGAGGAGAAGAGAAAGUUAUAUUCAAGGGAGCUGGUGGAAAUUCAGAUAACUCUCAAGAUGCGCCAACAUAUCCUGCUGUGACUAUUAACUUCCCUAAGCCUACUCCUGGUUUCUGGGCUAAACAAUUUGCUGGACUACCUCCAUCUGAGAAGUUUGACUUCACUGAUAACUCUAAAGAUGACAAAAAGAACGACGAAACUAUUGUCGAGAAGAAAGACGAUACCGUUGUAGAAAAGAAAACGGAGACUAAGCCAGCAACGGCUCCAGCUCUCAGCUUUGGUGGUUUCUCCAAGGCCCCAGAAAAAGAUAAGGAUUCUGCUACUUCAACUGAAACAAAGGAAGCUCCUAAGAUAGGAUUUUUCUCAAGUUUACAAACGAGUGCAUCCGGAUCCGCACCAACCACAACAUUCCCCAGCUUCACUCCUGCCCCUUUCACAGGUUUUAAUUUCGGAUCUACUGCUACAAAUGGAGUCGCUAAGCCCGCUGAUUCGGGUGCCGCUGGUGAGGCAGGAGCCGGUGGUGAUGAAGAAUAUGUCCCACCUAAGGUGGAUGUCCUUGUCAAAGAAGAUCCAGAUUCAUUCUUCACAUCUAAAUGCUCAGUUUUCAAAAUGUCUAAUGGAGAAUACUCCAAACUGGGAGUCGGUGUUAUGCAUUUGAAAAAUGUCGAUGGAAAGAAGAGUAUUCUUGUGAGAGCUGCAGUAGCCACAGGAACUGUCUGGAUCAACGCCAGUUUGAAUAAUACGGUUAAAGUAAGCGGAGUAUCCAACGAUCCUAAGGGAGAGAAAAUAAAUUUAAUCAUUCCUUUAUCAAGUACUGAAAUGGGUACGUUCCUUGUGAGAUUCGCUAGUAAGGCCGUAGCCGACGAGAUGAAAGGAUUAAUCGAGGAGCACACGAAGUAA
This is a messenger RNA of Auanema sp. JU1783, 1365 nucleotides long. The record is from the annotation of a GenBank genome assembly. Lineage: Eukaryota; Metazoa; Nematoda; Chromadorea; Rhabditida; Rhabditidae.